CUGCUGCUGCUGGUGUGUCCUAGCAGAGGAGAGAGAGGAGGGGAGUCAUACGAGCUGUUUCAUAGGGCAGAGGGAGGCCGCUCUUGUUCCCGCCGGAGAGUAUUCUCCCGAUGUUGACCAGGGUUGCGUCCAAACCCCGUAUUGCCCAACGAGCUAGCCCUUCCCCGUCUAGAAAGAUGGUGUCCACGACCAACGGGGGGGAUGGCGACGGCGGCGAGGUGCGGGGAGGGGACGCGGCGAAGCCCGUGACAGUUCAGACGCAGGCGCUGUGGCUGCUGGCAUGGCUGGUGAAUAACAUCGGCAUCACCAUGCUCAACAAGCAGGUCAUGUCGUUCGCGAGCUUCGACUACCCGCUUGUGAUGUCGGCGUUUCACAUGUUCUGCAAUUGGCUGGGCACCGUGGUGUACUUCGCCCGCUCCGGGGAGGAGCAGCAGACCAUCAAGCGGCAGCAGUGGCCCACGCUCAUCAUGUUCAGCGUCGUGUUUGCGCUCAACAUCUCCGUCGGCAACAAGAGCUCAUCCAUGGUGCCGGUGACGUUCAACCAGGUGAUGCGAUCGCUGGUUCCGGUGAUUGUGAUGGUGAUCGGGACGCAGGUGUUCGGGAAGACCUUCUCCAGAGCAAGAAAACUCGCAGUGUUGCCCAUCGUGGUGGGCGUGAUCAUGGCCUGCUACCCUGACUCGGCGAGCGAUUCUAUCCCGGAGGCGAGGUCAUUCCGGGCGGUGGGAGUGGUUGUGACGGUGUUCUGCGUCAUGCUGUCGGGGCUCAAGAAUGUGCUGUCCGGAGAGAUGCUUACGGGGGAUAUGAAGAUGCCACCGCUCCAGCUGCUCUCGCGAAUGGCGCCCCUAGCCCUGGUGCAGAUGGCUGCGGGUGCGCUCGCUCUCGGGGAGGUUGGCAGCCUAGUCGCCAACUGGCAAGAGAUCAGGGAGGGGUGGGCGCUGUACGGGGUGGUGAUUACGGGGGUGGGUUCCUUCUCGCUGAACCUCUGCAGCCUGUAUGCGAAUAAGGUCACCUCCCCGCUCACCCUUAGCAUCAUGGCCAACAUCAAGCAGGUGUUGAUCGUCGCCGCCAGCUCGGUCGUCUUCAAGGACACCACUUCCACGCUGAACAAGUUCGGCUUCGUCGUGGUGAUCCUCGCGAGCACCCGUUACAGCAUGCUCAGCGUCUCGGAACGGAAUAAGAGUCGGGAGGUGAAGGCGCUGAUCGAGCCACGCGAGAUUGGCGUCGGCAAGAGCUUACCUCUCCUGCCCAAGUAGCAGAAACCGGCGUGAUAAUUGUUUUGGUCGUGAAGGCUCGAAACAACAAAUUACAUAUCGGCCGGGGAGCGGCCGGCGGAGGGGGCUGGGGUACCGCCCCCCUUUGGUUCAAACCAUUGGAGGAAAAUCUGACUCUUGCAUGGAGAAUGAUCGGAAUUUCCGUCACUUUUUUUAAGCCUUGCUGUCCGUUGGUUGCCUUACGGCUGCCUUUAGUCGCUUGGCGCACGAGCACACAUGCUUGCGUCUCUCUCCAGGCGGAGCAGCGCACUCCUGGGGGAAGACGGCAGCACUUGCCUCGGGGACUCCGUGUUCGUUUCGUGGUCUGCGCGUCCGCCAUAGCCGCCUUCGGAGACCGAGGGGGCACCGCCCGGGAGGAGGGGGGGGCGUAGCCCGAGGUACACGCGGGAGGGUAUGCAUAGUUGUUGAGAGCUGAGUUGGGCCGCAUUUUGCUUGGGUCAGGCGUUGUGCAAACAAGCACCCAACCAGUUCGAUCCUCGCUCGGGUACUGCUGUCGGCUACUGCUGUCGGGUACUGUAAGCGUGUUUCUUGUGUGUGUGUGUGUGUGUGUGUGUGUGUGUGUGUGUGUGUAUGUGUUUCCACGGGCCGAUGGACUCUUUUUCGUGUUGUUCUUGUGUGCGUUUUGUAUUGGUGUGUAUGUGUGUCUCAUCGUUUUGUUUUUUGUACUUUUACCUGUGAUUUUUUUUUCCCAUCUGACGGAGGCAGCAGCAGCAGCAGCAGUACGAGCAGUGGUAUAGCAGCUUCGUCUGGAUGCACGCGUCGUUUUGCUUGUCCAUGUGUGCGUGUUUUUUUUCUUUUAUCUCUUCUCUUGUGUGUACCAUGAUCUGUCCGCCAACACGGAUGCAAAAUAUUUGGACGACGAACCCCGAGAGUAACUAGAGGCGUGUUCCUCGUUCAGGCCGGGACGUGCAGGUGUAUCGACUGACCCCUUCGUGACAGCAGUACACAAGGCCCUCAUGUUUUGGUUUUCUAUUCAGUGUGUUUGUCCUCCCAACUACGCGGGGCACAAGACGCGUACGUUUGCCAACGGGAGGGAUGUUUUGGGUUUUCAAUGGGGCUUUCGCCCGCACGCGCUCUCGUGUGUCCCCCCGGUCAUGAGUUCUCACCGCUGCUUCUGGGCCAGGCCACGUUGAGAAGGCGGCAGCCGCGUCUGGCUGCGGCUACGGCGUCGGUCGACGGAGGUCGUUCCAUCCAUGCCUUCGUAGAAUGUUCCAUGAAACAGCGGUGUCCCACUUUCAGCACCACGGCACGAUAAUCCCCUCUCAGGCUGGUUGGCUGCUUUGAAUGGAAUAACGGCGGGAUCGAAAGAGGAAGAAGGUCGUUCGUCGUUCAAACAUCAAGCAAGCCCCAUCGUGGGUGAUGUGAACCAUGGUUUUCGUUUCUGAUAGUGGCGGUGGCGGUGGAGUUUUUUUUUUUUGUAGUGACUCGAAACGAUCUAUCGGUGGUGGUCUGAAUGAAGAGUUCGUGAUUUUAGCGCGGGCCUCGUCUUAUAUCCCGUUCAGCAGACCGGCGGUAGGCAACAGUAGGUCUUGCGCGAGCCAAGGGAUUAAGGAUCGUGGGGUUUGUCCGCCAGGUGGAAAACCGAUGGGUUAGUCGUGCUCGGGAGAGGCGAAAAGUGACUGCUGACUGUGGGUUGCUCGCCGAUGGGCGUACCAUCAAGGCACAGAAAAGCAGGCAACGGAUGGUCUUGCUGUACCUUUUUUUGAUUGUUUGGUGGUAAUGUGGGUCGUUUUUGGCGGGUUUCUGGUUUCCGGAGGGGGGCGAAACGGAAGAAGAGGACAACGGACAAGCAUCUGAUAGUCUUGCUGUUUGGGGUGUAGAAAAACACGCUAUUUUCUGCGUUGUCGUCAGCGCCUACUUCACUUGCACUGAUUCACAAGUUUAUAGCCGAAGGCAGGGCUCAAUUGGUUCUUUCAAAGAGAUUAAAAGCAAAAGGUUUGUUCGCUUAAGUUGUACGGGUACCAGCAUGCCUGCGUGUCACAUCGUCGCUGUCCGCGUAAUAAAUUGUUGUCUUUGCUUGGUUUUGUUCUUGGAGGAUUAUGACUUCUUUCAAGUCAUUAUGUGGAUCUCACGAGCAGUACAACCGAGUGUAUCUCAAAUCUCGAAAAUGCUGUUCAUUAAAAAAGGCUGCUUUUGAUUUCAACGAACGUCGAUGGGUGUCGGGGAAAUUGUGGGUAUUCUAGAACUACAAGAGAGUGUGCCUGUGCUUGUUGUUUGAAAAAUAUGCAAGAAAAAUAAUUUUCAACGGCGGCCUGCGUUUGUUUGCC
Ectocarpus sp. CCAP 1310/34 is the source of this 3538-nucleotide messenger RNA. The record is from the annotation of a GenBank genome assembly. Lineage: Eukaryota; Phaeophyceae; Ectocarpales; Ectocarpaceae.